CAAACCGCCAUUGUUUGCCAACUUCACAUACGACAAAAGUUCCUCCCCUGGGAAAAAUCUGUUAGUCCAACUCCCAAUUUUAUGACUAUUUUGGCAAAUGCCGAUGCGCUUAUCGCUUAUUCUGUUUAGAGCUAUCUAGAACUAAGUUUAGAGAUUAUGGCUGUGAGUCUUUCCCCUGCGCUAUAUGCAAUCUCAGUUUCAUCCAUAAAUUGCAAAAUCUCUACUCCUCUCGGCUCCCAUAACACUUUGCGUUAUAAUCCCCUCUCUUCCCAUCAAUUAAAAGCGACUGGAAAGUUGUUUCGAGUCCAAGCAACAGUUCUGCGAGAAAAUGAGGAGAAAGUGGUAGUAGAGGAAACAUUUCAACCCAAAACUUUUACUGAUGAGAAGAAAGGAGGAGCUGGGAAGCCACCGGAUGAUUCAUCAUCCAGUACGUUGGAGAGAUGGGUUAUCAAGCUUGAACGAUCUACCAAUGUUUUUCUCACGGAUUCAGUGAUAAAGAUUCUCGACGCUUUGUACCGUGACCGAGCUUACGCAAGGUUCUUUGUGCUGGAAACUAUUGCUAGAGUGCCAUAUUUUGCUUUUAUAUCUGUUCUACACAUGUAUGAGAGUUUCGGUUGGUGGAGAAGAGCAGAUUAUCUCAAAGUGCAUUUUGCUGAGAGCUGGAAUGAAAUGCACCAUUUGCUUAUCAUGGAAGAAUUGGGGGGUAAUGCUUGGUGGUUUGAUCAGUUUCUUGCUCAACAUAUAGCAAUCAUCUAUUAUAUUAUGACAGUCUUUAUGUAUGCAUUAAGUCCAAGAAUGGCUUAUCACUUUUCUGAAUGUGUAGAAAGCCAUGCAUAUGAAACCUAUGACAAAUUUAUCAAGGAACAAGGAGAGGAGUUGAAAAAAUUGCCUCCUCCUAAAGUUGCUGUAAAAUACUACACUGAGGGUGACUUGUACUUGUUUGAUGAGUUUCAAACUUCCAGAGCUCCCCAGUCCCGAAGGCCAAAAAUAAAUAAUUUGUACGAUGUGUUCUUGAACAUCAGAGAUGAUGAAGCAGAACACUGUAAGACCAUGAAGGCGUGUCAGACUCAUGGAAACCUGCGGUCGCCUCAUUCAUAUGAAGAAGAUGCUGUUGAUGUAUCAGGUUGCAUUCUCCCUCAGGCAGAUUGUGAAGGGAUUGUUGAUUGUAUAAAGAAAUCUCUUAAAUCUCCUCCAUCGAAGCAAGAGAUUGGAGGUAAAAGCAAGGAACUUAGCUGAGUUCAUGAAUACACUAAUAAAUUGUAUACACAAAAACAGAAUGGAUCCUAUUCCUUAUAUAUUAUACUUUUACUGAAGGCUUUCAUAAAUUCUUGC
This is a messenger RNA of Manihot esculenta (cassava), 1332 nucleotides long. RefSeq names its product ubiquinol oxidase 4, chloroplastic/chromoplastic. The record is from RefSeq and is a predicted model, not a curated record. Gene Ontology annotation, biological process: alternative respiration. Lineage: Eukaryota; Viridiplantae; Streptophyta; Magnoliopsida; Malpighiales; Euphorbiaceae. Gene Ontology annotation, molecular function: alternative oxidase activity. The coding region runs from base 157 to 1236 and encodes 359 amino acids. Gene Ontology annotation, cellular component: mitochondrion; thylakoid. The transcript is spliced from 9 exons.